This is a messenger RNA of Chlamydomonas reinhardtii, 2764 nucleotides long. RefSeq lists its product as uncharacterized. The transcript has 8 exons. The record is from RefSeq and is a predicted model, not a curated record. Bases 252 to 2669 code for a protein of 805 amino acids. NCBI's taxonomy places the organism in Eukaryota, Viridiplantae, Chlorophyta, Chlorophyceae, Chlamydomonadales, Chlamydomonadaceae.
GUGUCCCCGCGCUUCGGCUUGCUUGACCAAGCACUGUAGUUAUGACGGCGGUUAGAAUUCGCAUUGGUCAUCCCAUUACUUGCAGGACUUGGCCUUCUAGGUUGGGCCGACACUUCGACAUCCUAAGCUGGAUGGUCCCAGACACAUAACCCGCAGCAAUGCUGCUGCUGGCAGCCCUCGCGGCAAUCUGCCGCUGCGUUGACACGCUCGCAUCUGAGUCAUUGCCGCAAGCACAUACAGCAAUACCAGCCAUGGUGCCGCGCUCGGCCGUGGUGCUGAACGCGUACCUGCCGGGCCUCGUGCCAGCCGCGUGCGAGGGGGCUUCAGCGGUGCUGCCCCUGCCGAUUCCGCAUCAUCGCACACACACAACACACACUGAGAGGGCUUGGCAGCAAGCGCCUUCUGGGGAGCGGCAAGAUGGCGGCGAGGAGCGGUCUGCAGAAAUUGCCGAUGGCCAACGGGCACACACGCUCCUGGUGGGCAGUUCCGCCUCCUCUGCAUGGCGGCGGCGGCGGCGGCAGCUGCAGCAGUUGUACCUGGGUCCCCGGGUGCUGGACAUAAACUCCAUAUCCUGGUACGCCGCCACGCCCGCCGGCUCCGCCUCCGCCACCCUGGCUGGCGACUCCAAGUUCCGACUGGCCGCCGACGGCACACUCAACUGGGGCGGCGGCUUCUCCACAGGCCAGGCUAUGGCGGUGAACCCCAGCCAGGGCCGCUGGGCCUCUCAGCUGCUGGGCGGCCCCGGCGGCCAGUCGCGGCCGGCUGCCUCCACCGCGGCCUACGUGGUGGUGCCACAGUUCCUGCAGUGCUGCUCGCUGUUCCCCAGCCGCGGCUACUUCCUGAGUGAGGCCGCCACGGGCGCGUCCGGCGCCUCGGCCGCGGGCGGCUACUACUGGGUGGGCGAGGUGGGCUACAACCCCCUCAGCAACAGCCUGGGCGUGUCCACCUCGCAGGCCCAGGCGGCCACGUUUGACGGCCCCCACACUGGCCCUUUGGCCUCGCGCACGGUGGUGAGCCGCGGCGACCAGUCGCUGGGCUUUGCGGGCGUGGAGGCCAUCGGACAGACCAAUGCUGUCGUCAACUUCGCAGACCCGCGUGUGGAGCAGUACGGCCAGGUCCUGGCCUACCCCUUCAACCUGCUGUCGCCAUGGGACCCGCUCACGUGCACACAGGUGCUGGUGUCGGGCACGGCCUCCACCGGCCUCAACCUGAACCAGCUCCUGAACCAGCAGCCGGGGCAGCGGCAGGGGCAGGGGCAGCAGGGCGGGACGGCAGCUGGGAACAGCAGCAGCAGCGGCGGCAACAGCACAAGCAGCCCGCCUGCCGACUCUCCAGACUCGGGAGUCCGGGGGCUCGUGCUGCCCUCCACGAAGAUCCUGGAGCAAGAUGGCGGCGCCAGCAGCAGCGGGGCGGGCAGUGGCAUGGGCAGCGGCGGCAACAGCAGCAGUAGUGCUGCGGGUGACAACAGCAGCCGCACGCAGGCGCCUGUUGGGCUGGCGCCGUUCUGCGCCCAGUGGUUCAACCUGCAGACGCUGGACGCGCUGCGCUCCUUCCAGGCCGCUGCGGGCCCCGCCUUCAAUAACGACUACCUGGACAACGGCGACUACGGCGGAGACUACGGCGGUGGCAGCGGUAGUGGUGGCGGCGGUAGCAGCGGUGGCGGUGGCAGUGCUGGCGAUGGCGGUGGCGGGGGUAGUGGCGGGGGUAGUGGCAGCAGUGGCGGUGGCGGCGGCGUGACAGGCGGCGGUGCGGCGGCACCGGCGGCGAGCAGCGGGGGCGGCACUGGGCGGGGCAGUAGCAGUAGUGGUGCGCCUGGCGGCACAACCGGGCCUACACCGGCAGCAGCACCUGCUGUCACGGGGCCUGCAGGCUACCGCGACGCCACAGCAGUGACAUCAGCGCCACAAGCGCCGCCGCCAGGUCCCGCCGCUGCAAACGAUACUGCCGAUGGCCCGCGUGUGCUGUUUGUGGGGGAGGCAGACCCCACCGUGGACGACUCGCCUGCUGUAGCAGGCGGCUCCGCCGCCUUACAGCGUUUUGCCGCCGGGCUGGGCGGCGCUGCUGCAGGGCAGCCGGCCGCCGCACCCGCAGCGACGACGCCUCUGCUUGAUCGCCUCCGGACGGCCGCAGCAGCCUCGCCCACCGCACAGCUGCUGCCGCCAGCGAUGAAACAGCUGCUGCUGGGUGCUCCGGGAGCGGCAGGGCUGCAGCAGGGGGCGGGCGUCGUCGGCCCACUGGCCGGCGCGUUUCGAGGCGCCGCCGCGAACGCCACCGCCCGCCAGCGCGGCGUGCUCAACACCAGCCUGGCACACACCAACGAGGCCUGGCAGCUGCGGGUGCAGGCGGCAGCACUGCGCGCCGAGGCGGUGGUGCGGGCGGUGGUGGCAGUAGCGGACGCCGCCUCGCCGCUGACGGCCGCGGUGCUACAGCUGGGCAACGCCGGCUACAGCCGGGCGGCGGCGCUGAGCAAUGCGGGCGUGGACGCCGCCAUCGCGGCGCUGUCGGCGGGGCUGCCGCCUGGCGUGGCGGAGGAGCUGAAGGCCAAGGCGGAGGCCACGGCGUCGCAGCUGGCGGCGGCGGCGGCAACGGGAGGGGCGGGAGGGCCGGGGGCAGGCACAGGGGUGAUGACCAGCUCGGCGCCGCCAGGGUCUGGCGCGCCGGCAUCAUGAGGGGCUGUUGAUUAGCGGUCACUGACGGUUCAGGAUUUGAGGUCCGCGGCGAGCUGCGGUAGUGUUGCUGCGCAUCAGUGUAAGGGGAACACCGC